UGGGUCAUUGCGGUAAUAGACGCCAUGAUUUCUACUGUAGUUGGACCAGAAAAUGGAGGCUCUCCGCCACUCAGCUAGCUAGGUUGAUGGCUGUCUGAAGCUCCUUAGCGGGGUUGCGCAUCUUUUCAUUCCAACCUUCUCGGAUAUUACACCCAGUGGAUUAACAUAGUAAAUGAUGGUUUCUGAAUCCGAUGAAAAAACUACAUGAGCAGCGUCUUGCUGCUUAACGGCUGCUGGGUUAGCGAAAGGCUAGCAGCUAACUUAGCUAACGUUUAGCUCACGACCGGGAGAGCCCAUGUUAGCUGGCUAGCUGAACCAAGCUAGCACGAAAAUAAUAGCUGGUUGGUCGGAGGUAUAACGUUGCAUGCACUGUCUUUUAGAAGUACAGAGAUACAAAUGGAACCAAAGCCUACACCUUAAGGUAUGGCCUGGAUUUGAUUUGGACCGUGCUGGUGAUGGCAGAAGGGUUUGACACUGGCGAAAUGCCCUCCUUUGACCCAAGUCCUAGUUCUGAUGCAAAAAAGAGACCUACUUCUUCUUCUGAUGGCAGAGACGAGCCAAUGAGGAAAAUGUCAAAAUUUGGUUCCAGACCUCGAUUCGAGCCUGUGCACUUUGUCAGUGGGGGAAGCAGCGGAGGAACUGGCGCUGAUGAGAAGGAAAACGAUAAGGAGCGCAGGAGGAGUGAGUCGUUUGGUGCAAGACAGUGGGACUCCGAGCACCCCUCCUCCUACAGCAGCACCAGCAGAGCGCAGGGCUCCUCCUCCCUGAGGCCUGCUUUCGACAGACAGCCGCCGUACGGUUCUGACUCUUGGGGUUCCCAUAGAGACAGAGACCGAGAGAUUUUUUCAGGUACCGCAAGUGGGUUGGGCUAUGGAGGACGUUGGUCCACUUCAAACUUUAUGGUUAAAACAGAACAGGACUACUCAGCCAAGUAUGAUGGCCACUCCUCUCGAGGUCCUGAUGGCUACGCUCAGUCCCAUAGGUACAAUGGGUAUGGGGGAGGGAGAGGAUCGGGAGGCUGGGAUUCAGGACGCCAGGGUUUAGGAUUCAGUCAUCAGGACCGACAGUCAUCCAGCAGGCCAUUCAGCAGAGUCUACAACAGCCCAGGCAGGAGCAGUCCCACCACUUCUCAGUCGGUCUCCUCAUCACAGCCUGUUCCUAUAUCUCAGUCAACAUUGGAUGAGAAGCAGAGGCUGAUUUCCAAUGUAGCGUCUGCAUUGGCCGUUUCCUUUAGGGACCCAAUGUACAUGACUGGAAGUGAAUCACCUAACUAUAAUUUCAUGUUGAGCCGCAGCAUUCAGGCCUGCAAGACUAAUCCCGAGUAUAUUUAUGUCAACCUAAAGGAUAUUCCUCAGUCUGACCUACCGAAGAACAGGAAAGUACCAACUGAUGGUUACGCCUGUGAAUUGAGAUGUCAGGGUGUGUUUCUCGCUACCGGAUACUCAGGUAGUAAAAAUGGAGCGAGGGACCGAGCUUCUGAGCAGGCUGUUAAACUCUUCCUGAAAACAGUGGAGGUGCGUGUGGUGCAGCGCAAAUACAGACACUCCGUAGUCAACGACAUAGUUGUGUGCCAGAUGCACAGCCCCACCCCCGGCUUCUUACCUGCACUCCGAAACCCAGAGGAUAAACCGACACCCAGCUCCAAGGGCCAGUACGAGCCUGACAAGCGGAAGCAUUGGACAGAGUUUGUGGUUAUGGACAAUGCUCACGAUGCCAUCUGCAUACUCAACAAUUCUGCAGCUUUUAAUCGCAUGAAGAUAGACUAUAAGUUUGAGCUGCUCCCCAACAACACGGCUUGGCUGUGCAGCGUUUAUGUGCAGGGUGAGAUGGUGGCGCAGUCGACAGGCACCAAAAGGAGCUCAAAGCAUUCAGCGGCUGAAGACGCUGUGAGGAAACUUCGGAUGAACCAGGCGCAACGACAACAGCGACAGCAGCAACAACCACAACAGCAGCAUCUAUCCCAGUACUCCCGGGGAAAUAACCAAUCAGAUUCUAGUGGACGCUUCGGACAACAGGUUGUCAAAAAGAAGCAUCUGAGUGAGUUGGUUAUCCUGGAAAACUCUGACAAUGCAAUCUGUAUCAUUAAUGACACAGCUCAGUUUAAUAAAGUGACCGCCGAUUACAAGUUCACGGUUCUGCCCGAUCAUCGAUGGAGGUGUGAGGUGUACUUGGAAGGACAGUAUGUAGCAGCAGGAAUUGGGCCCAAGAAAAUAGUGAAGCACAUUGCAGCAAAGGAGGCCUUGACCACUUUGAGACAGACGCAGGCUGUGGUCAAAUCCAACCUUAGGAAGGAGGGUCACUGUGACGCCAUAUCCCGAUCCCAGAUCCUGGCCCGCUCCGGUGACGAAGCCGUAAAGCAGGAGAUUAAGGAAGACAAUAUUGGAAACCAGCUGCUACGCAAGAUGGGCUGGAAAGGAGGCGGUCUGGGCCGAGAUGGGGAAGGCAUCGCAGAACCAAUCCGAGUGAAGGAGCAGUUCUCCAGAGAGGGCUUUGGCCUGGACACGGACAAAAGCGGAAACCAGCUCAGCAAGCGUGACAUCGAGGACACCAUCCGUACCUACGCCAGCUCAGACCGCCAGGACGAUCUCAGAUUCUCCACCGACCUCAACAACGACGAACGCAAGCAGAUCCACCAGAUAUCUCAGAAAUACGGCCUGCGGAGCAAGUCUUACGGACAGGGGCGGCUGCGCUUCCUUAUUGUCAGUCGCAAAGUCCACAAAGACCAGCUGAUUGGUCAGCUUUUACAGGAGGGACAGGUGGGACGAUACGAGCUUGUGAAGCCUCAGGCUAUUCACUGAGAGCAUGCGGGGGGGGGGGGAAAUAAGAAAAAAUUAAAAAAAAAAAAAAACAUUGAUCAUUUGUUUGGACUUCAGUAGAAUUGACACUCAAGUGUAUGUGGUGUGUUUACACUUGUAUGUGACAAACAAACACAUUAACAAAAGAGAAUCCUUCAGGGAUCACCUGUGGUUUCUGCAUUCCUUUGCCAUGAAAUGUUCUUUAGCUUUAACAGGGACGGUAGAAUAAGUGAUUUGUCUUUUUUUUUUUUGUCUCUUCUGCCAUUCCAUGUCUUUUAUCUGUUAGAAUUUCGCACAAGCUUAAAUACUUGGUAGCAUGUCCUGAUGAUUCUUCCACUUAAGGAUUCAAAAUUGUGUUACCAAGAUCCACUGUUUAUCUUUGUUUGCUAUUUAAGGAACUUUGGAGAAAAUGCAGCUUUUCACUGCUCGUGAUUGAACAUUGCUGACCGUGGACUCAUGAGAUAUCAAACCAUAGCGAGUUGCUCACAUUAGUCUAAACGUAGUGAUACAUAUUUCUACCAGCAGUGCUGUCUGCUCUUUCUAAUCGCGGAGCUUCUUCUACAAAUACAAGCUGCACCCAUAAUCAUAAAAUCUUCACAUGAAAACUGUAAGCUGUGAUCUUUGUUAAAUGUCGGAUGUGUUGGUUCAUGUCAGUACAGUUGACUUGUCUGCUUGUUUUCAAGGCUGUAAUGACUAAAUAAAUUUGAACUGAUAACAGACA
This is a messenger RNA of Pungitius pungitius (ninespine stickleback), 3516 nucleotides long. RefSeq names its product NFKB repressing factor (gene nkrf). NCBI's taxonomy places the organism in Eukaryota, Metazoa, Chordata, Actinopteri, Perciformes, Gasterosteidae. Gene Ontology annotation, cellular component: nucleus. The coding region runs from base 456 to 2798 and encodes 780 amino acids. The record is from RefSeq and is a predicted model, not a curated record. Gene Ontology annotation, molecular function: nucleic acid binding. The transcript has 3 exons.